Neolamprologus brichardi is the source of this 4739-nucleotide messenger RNA. It is a transcript of the gene rbm15, whose product is annotated as RNA binding motif protein 15. Gene Ontology annotation, molecular function: RNA binding. The record is from RefSeq and is a predicted model, not a curated record. NCBI's taxonomy places the organism in Eukaryota, Metazoa, Chordata, Actinopteri, Cichliformes, Cichlidae.
GCUAAUCUUUACAAAAUGGCGACUGUUGUUGUUUUGCCGCAGGGUCAGUGAAUAAACCCGUUUUUCACUUCAGUAAAUUUCUGCAUUAAGUUGCAGAAAAAAUCGCACCAAGGAAGAGCAAGUGUCCCGACGGUCGACACCGAGUGGGCCGAAAUGAAAGGUAAAGAGCGGUCGCCGAUUAAAAAACGCUCCCGGGCCCUGGACGAUAUUCGAGACAGGGGAGGAUGCCAUCCGACCAGCAAGAAAAUGGGGGCUCUGUCCGUUUCCAGUGGGAGUAAUAAUGGAAACAGUUCGUCCAAAAGCGACGGCGGCUCGACAAGACGGAGUCUCCUCGGGGAAAAAAGAGACCGAGACUUCGACGGUCACAGCCGGACUGGAAAUAAUCACAGUUGUCAGUCUGCAGCUGCCGCCGCCGCUGCAGCGAGCUCCGUGGGCAAAAACCACAACCUGAGCCUGACGCUGGAUUUAGCCUCACCGAGGACCACCUCUCGGGGUGAGCCGCGGUUGCAGCCGCCCAGCACAGAGAGUGAGUACAAAACGCUCAAAAUCAGCGACCUCGGCACUCAGCUUAGCGACGAGGACAUCGAGGACGGACUCUUUCACGAAUUUAAAAAAUUUGGGGAUGUGAGCGUCAAGAUAGGUCGUAGCAACGACGAGCGGAUAGCCUUCGUAAAUUUUAGGAAGCCGGAGGACGCCAGAGCGGCUAAGCACGCCAGGGGACGGCUGGUGCUGUACGACCGGCCGCUGAAAAUCGAGGCGGUCUACAUCAACCGGAGGAGAAGUCGGUCUCCGGUGGAGAGAGACGUGUACGGUGCGGCUCAAAGCCACAGACAUUUGCAGAGACCCCUCUCGCCCACCGGGCUGGGAUAUAGAGACUACCGGCUGCAGCAGCUAGCCCUGGGACGGCUUCCUCCACCCCCACCCCCACCUUUGCCGAGAGAACUGGAGCGGGAUCGGGAGUUCGCUCUGUUUGAAGCCAGAGCACGCCCAGCCUUCAUUGCAGAACGGGCAGCUUUCCGAGAAGAGGAUUUUAUUUCUCCAGAAGAUGACCAAAGAGCUAAUAGGACGUUGUUUUUAGGCAAUCUGGAUAUAACUGUCACAGAAGCAGACCUCAGGAGGGCCUUUGACAGGUUUGGAGUCAUAACAGAAGUGGACAUUAAGAGACCAACACGGGGGCAAACCAGCACGUAUGGAUUUCUGAAAUUUGAGAAUCUUGACAUGGCUCAUCGUGCUAAGCUUAGCAUGUCUGGUAAAAUAGUGGGCCGCAAUCCCAUAAAAAUAGGCUAUGGGAAAGCAACACCAACCACACGCCUGUGGGUGGGUGGUCUUGGACCUUGGGUUCCCUUAGCUGCCUUGGCAAGAGAGUUUGAUCGCUUUGGCACUAUAAGGACCAUUGACUACAGAAAAGGGGACACUUGGGCCUAUAUUCAGUAUGAAAGUUUAGAUGCUGCACAAGCAGCAUGCACACACAUGAGAGGCUUCCCACUGGGAGGUCCAGAGAGAAGACUUAGAGUGGACUUUGCAGACACUGAACACCGUUAUCAGCAGCAGUUCCUGCAGCCUCUCCCAAUACCACCAUUUGACAUGGUGGCUGAGUCGUUUGUCCACCGUGCCACACCUGAACCGCUGAGGGUCAGGGAACGAACUCCACCGCCGCUUCACUUCAGGGAGAGAGAGCUGUUUCCUGGAACCGACUGGCCCAAUCCUGCUAUUCGCGAGCGAGUACGUGCCUCACCUUUUGAGCCUCUGGAGCAUUUGGAGCGUGAGAGGCGAACUCGUGAGCCCUGGUCUUUGGAAAGAGAGCUGCAGGGGCGAGAGCCUGCGCGAGAGCCUGCUCGAAAGCGGCGCAUAUUGGAGGACGGACGCCACAUAGACCACUCCCCUGACAGCACUGAGAGGACAGUAAGACGCAGGCGUGCUUCUCCAGAUGGCAGUCCUGGAGGCAGCAGCAGAGACGGGGGGCGCUUUAGUGACUCAGAACGCCCCCUGCGGGGCGAGAGAGCCUCUCCUGCGACAGAACGCCACAGCAGCCUUGAAAGAAGCGUGUCAGACCGAAGGCCCAAAAGCCAGAGUCUGUCUGAUAAGGGGCUUUCAAGCAACAUUAUUUCAGCAGUUGGAGAGCGCAAGCGCAAGGCAAUCGAUGGUGGCAAAGGACCAGCCAAGCGAGAACGUUCUGAGAGCAGCUCAAAGGGAGGCCAGCCAUCCAAGCCGGAUGGCACCAAACUCAGUUUGGCGUGGCACGGUAUGCUAUUGUUGAAGAACAGCAACUUUCCAGCCAACAUGCACCUGUUGGAGGGAGACCACAACGUCGCCAGCGACCUGCUCGUCGACAGCGCUACAGGAAGGCGAGUGAGCGAGCUAAAGAUCACGCAGCGACUCCGGCUGGACCAGCCCAAGCUCGACGAGGUGUCUCGGCGCAUCAAGGUGGCAGGUCCGGGCGGCUACGCAAUCCUGUUGGCGGUUCCCGGCACCACAGAGGACGCAUCUUCAUCCGACCCCGCAGCUUCAACUCAGCGGCCGCUUCGCAACCUGGUGUCCUACCUCAACCAAAAACAAGCAGCUGGAGUCAUCAGCCUGCCUGUGGGAGGAAGCAGAGAUAAAGACAACACAGGGGUUCUUCAUGCUUUCCCUCCCUGUGAUUUCUCCCAGCAGUUCCUGGAUUCCUCUGCCAAAGCUCUGGCAAAAAGCGAAGAGGACUAUCUAGUCAUGAUUGUGGUCCGCGGAGCAUCUUAAAGAAACAAAAUACACUAAAUUCAAAUGGAAUUAAAAAAAAAAAAAAAUCUGCUGUAUGUCAGUAACUAUUGCAUGCUGUGUGUUCUGCAUCAUGGAGUACACUAGUAUGGUUAUUGAGUGUUAUGUUACCAUGUAAACCACUUAAAGGACAAACAGUGCCCCCCUGCAAAGCUAAAAGUAUGUGUGUUUCUGAAGUUACCUUUCAGAGGUGUCAGUCACAAUCAUAAAUCGGCAGUAAUUUAGCCCAAAUUCUGUAAAGCGGUUAAAGUUUAGUAAGCUUAAUUUAUGAACAGAGAAGUCAUGCAGACUAUAUUUUUCUUUGGAGUUCAUUUGCAGAUUUAAAAUGUUAGCCAUCCAGGUCUGCAACGGAAAAAAGGAAAAGCAGGAGAGUUAGAAGUUUAAGAAAGGGACACAAUAACAGCUCAUAACAAACUCUCACCUCGCCUUCCACAGGGCGCUAACAGUAACAUGUUUCUAUUAUAAUGUCAUGCAUUAGACAAACAGGUGCUGUUAUUGUGUCCUGAUAUUUGCAUCAGGCUUUCAGAAAAUACAAAUUUUUUUUUUUUCAAAGCUUUGAAUUACAGUGCAAUAAUAUGUCUACUAUUACCACUUUUUGAUGAAGGGAGACAAACGUGAUUUGAAUUGUUUUUCUUUUCUUUUUUUUGUGUGUGUUAGAGGGUCGGUGAACUAUCUCUGGUUACAUUUCAAGGUCAAAACGCGUUGCACAAUUUUUCUCUCAGCCACCACGUUACAGCGUUGUCCCAUCGCUCAUAUAUUUUCAUCCUUAACAAAAAGUCAGGCAAAUGGAGCGUGGUUCACUGAGGAAGAGUUGUGCAGUGCGUUUUAAGUGUUACGAUGCUCACGCUUGUCUGUCGCUGUGGAUUUUGAAAACUGGAAAACAUUGUGAAGGUCAGCAGAUUCAACUUUGCUAGAUACAGCUGAUACAGCUCAGUUUAAUUGCAUUAGAAAUUCAGUUUGGAACAAAAGUACAAAUUCUGUUCAGGCUUGUCGUUUGGGUUUAGGUGUAUUUGUCUUGUACUCCUCUGAAUUGGAACGCCAAAAUUGAUAGACAAUGAACUCAGUGCGAGUCCACCGGUAAAGCUAAAUGGUCAUGUCAUCUCUGUAUGGAUUGCUGAAUACUAACAGAAUUUAUUUUCAAGGGAACAGCCCAUUACACAUAGCGUAGUUUAAAAAAACAAAACAAAAAAACAGCUACUAACAUUUUUUUUUUCACAAAAUAUUUUAUUUUGUGCAUCCCUGUCUUUAGAAAUGGUUGUGAAAAUGUGAACUAUGAAAAAGUAUAAUAGUCAUGGAUAAAAAGCUUAGAGGAUUUUGUGUUGAUUUGACAGACUGCUUCAUUUAUUUACCCUAAAACCAGUAGGUCCUUCAAUAAUAAUAAUAUUAAAUAUGCCAGUACAAACCUAAUAUUUGUACAGUAAGUAGGUCUGUGCAAUUUUAUAGUUUUAGAGCUAUCUUAACAGUUAAUGUUGAUUUAUUUUAGCAGUCUAAAUUUGACAGUAUUUCACUCACGCUUGCCAACGUUUAUUUAUUUUUCCCCAAGGCCUACCCUGUUUUGUUUUGCCAUUGUAGUUUUGCCAUGUAGUAGUAACCUGCCAUGCACUAUAAUUUGCUGAAUUUGGUUUAAUAUGUAUUGAAAACAUUUAUAUGUGGGGGGGAGAAAAAAAAAAGAGAAAAUUGUUGUAUAUGUGAACAUCACACCCACUGCGGCUUUGGACUCUUGAGGAGACGAGCACAGAGCUGAAAACCUCUGCAGAGAAGGCACCCUGGUGGUUGUGAGUCCUCGCUGAUGAGGCAGCUUUUAAGUUGUGUAGCCCAUCUGCACCUGUGAUGACUUCUGUUUAAAAUGGAAAAAUUGAGCAAUGUACACUUUGAUGUCAUGGGGAAGGAAAAUCCGUAGAGCCCAUGCGAAGCUGUUCACAUACCUGCAAGUGCAUUUGGGCACUUAAUGUGACCGAUUAUCAAUAAAUUGUUCAUUUGAAGGGAAA